AUGGGCCACCCCACCUGUGGAACAAGGUUCCGUUGGAACAACAGGCCUCCUUUCAGUCUCGUUUUGAUCAACGUAAUUUUUAUUGGUGGCUUUGUUUGCAUCUUUUACCUUUUCUACCUGGACAAUCUCACCGUCCCACAAAUCCUCGCCUUGCCAAUUUUCCAAGUGAUUAGUCGCUUCAAGGAAAACGCUACAGAGGAUACAAUAGUUUUGCCCGAUAUAACAUGGAUGGCGCUUACAGAAAAUGGAUUAAGCGAAUUUGACAAGCUGUACGGUCCGAGGGUAAUUUUCUUUAUUGAAACCUCCGGCACCAGCAGACUGAAUCCUCGAGUGGUGUGCGCCGUCGAGUCGGCCGCUAAAACCAAUCCAAAGGCAAUGGUUUUGCUCCUUUUGACACAUCCUGUGCGAAUGCUCAAACUGGAAAGCAAUCGAGCCCUGAUUAAGGUUCUUGCUAAUUACACUAACGUCAAAGUUGUCACAAUGGACUCAACGCAAAUUCUUUUGGAAUCAAACUACAGAUCCCUGGUGGAGCUGGAUAAGCACACAAAUUCAAAUAGUGCAAACGUUCACACAAGCGACUUUCUCCGCAACCUGAUGGUUCUCAUAUUUGGUGGAAUUUACUUUGACACUGACUACGUCAUCGUUAACGACCUCUCACCCCUUUUUGAGCAGCAAAACUUCAUUCCGUACACCCAGAGCGGCGAUUUAAUCGGAAAUUUUGCAUUUGGUUUUCGAAGGCAGCACCCAUUGCUGCAAUUGGUUGUUAAAAAAGCUGCCAAACAUUAUGAUCCAAAAGUUUACAUAUCGGGGCUAAUCGCUUAUGUUAACGGCGUUUGCGAAUUUUACAAUUUGACUCACAUCUGGCAAGCCCGGGAUGCGAAAAAACUUGGCGACGUUCUCGUCCUCAACAGUACGGUGCUCACCCCUCUUGACUACCCUUAUUUUGAAAUUUUCUACCACGAAGGGAAAGCAUAUCUUGCUGAACAGUGGGUCAAAAGUUCUUUAGCAGUCCACUUUUGGAACCAGAUGAAUCUGAUGCGUUCCAAUUUAAAACUGGAACAAAACUCGACUGCUCCUUAUGCUGCUCUUGCUAGGCAGUUCUGCCCAGUGGCAUUUUCAAAUUGUGGAAAACUUUUUUGA
Neocloeon triangulifer is the source of this 1140-nucleotide messenger RNA. Its product is annotated as alpha-1,4-N-acetylglucosaminyltransferase-like. The transcript is spliced from 3 exons. Gene Ontology annotation, molecular function: hexosyltransferase activity. The record is from RefSeq and is a predicted model, not a curated record. Bases 1 to 1140 code for a protein of 379 amino acids. NCBI's taxonomy places the organism in Eukaryota, Metazoa, Arthropoda, Insecta, Ephemeroptera, Baetidae. Gene Ontology annotation, biological process: glycosphingolipid biosynthetic process.